AUGACAGUGAUUAGUGGUACACAAUUGAACGAAAUAUUAACCAAGUGCGGAUUUGGUGCAGUCGCUUUGGAUGUAUCGUCCGAAGUGGUUGGACAGAUUAACGGAAUGAUCACGGACAGCAACGAGGCAGCGAUGUUUGUUGCUCAUCUGAUCCAUGAGUGUGGCGGUUUCGAAUGUCGGGAGGAAACUAGCAGCGGACAUAUCCAGCUAACCUGGGAUGACGAUUACCUGGCUGCAUCAUACCGUAUUGCCAGGGACGAUGAGAGACCGGUGAAGGAUCCAAAUUUGUGCACGCGGGUGUUGCAGUUGUACUGGGACACGAGAGUACGCCCGCAAGCUGGUUCCUUUACGAGUUUCUGUGCCACAACCAAAGCUUUACACGGUGCACUGGAACCGAGCCCCAACCAUUCAAACACAACGAAACGCUAUAGGUACUACCUGAAGGCAGCUGCUGUCCUGGGUGUUGUCAAUGUAGCAUCUGAGUGA
Sabethes cyaneus is the source of this 486-nucleotide messenger RNA. RefSeq lists its product as uncharacterized. Lineage: Eukaryota; Metazoa; Arthropoda; Insecta; Diptera; Culicidae. Bases 1 to 486 code for a protein of 161 amino acids. The record is from RefSeq and is a predicted model, not a curated record. The transcript has a single exon.